This is a messenger RNA of Dacryopinax primogenitus, 480 nucleotides long. RefSeq lists its product as uncharacterized. The transcript has a single exon. The record is from RefSeq and is a predicted model, not a curated record. NCBI's taxonomy places the organism in Eukaryota, Fungi, Basidiomycota, Dacrymycetes, Dacrymycetales, Dacrymycetaceae. The coding region runs from base 1 to 480 and encodes 159 amino acids.
AUGGACUCCCAAGAUAUAAAGAAGAUUCGACGCUGUAAUGCAGAACUUCAGUGCCAGCACGACGAGAUUGUUGCCGACAUCGAAGAACUGCGAAGAGGACUGCUUGAUGCGGAAGACGAGGUUCGGAGGCGCCGUUCACGGCUUGAGCAAGCCGAAAAACGCGCUGUUAGGAUCAAGAAAGACAUGGCUCGAACGAAGCAGAUACUCUCCCAGAUUGAACAAGCCAAAGCUACCCUGGCUCUCAUCAACAGGGGGGAACUUCCUGGGCUCGAUGUACCUGUUAGAUGGGAAGCGCGAGCACGACCCAUGCCACGUAUCGGGGGAAUGGAAUCACUUGACACACCACGGGUCGUUAGCGAGUUCAAGAGCAAGACCCAGGAAUGGAAUCGCUCGGCGGCCACACAGACACUCCGACUCUGUCUCCGGACUACCAUGUUGAAAACGCGGUCAACGUCAACGGAGUUAUCUGCCACACUCUAA